UCUAAAAUCCCGAUUUAAACGGUUCGUACUGCUGGUGACAGUCCAGGUGAGUUUUUAGUAGGUGGGCAACGGUGCGUUUCAGUGUUUUAAUCAGAAAUGCGAGGUUGCAGAUCUGUAUCGGUCUGUAAUAGUUGGGGAUGUUGAGGUGAAGACCAGGUUUUUUAUGAACGGGUGUGACUGAGGCUAGUUUGAGGGUGUGAGAGACGCAGGGAGGGAGCCAGUCAACAAGGAGGAGUGUUGAUGACAGAGACGAGAGGCGGAAUGAAAGUAGACGUUGAGGUAACUAGGAAUAGAAACGGUUUGAGCAGGUUUCACUGGUGCAUCCUGACAGACAGGACGGACACAUGUGCUCAAACACGUUUAAGGCUUUUUUCAUCCACUUUCUGCUGCUACUUCUGCAUUAUCUGCUGAGAGAAAAUGGACAUCGUCCCGGGCGCUGAUCACAGGCCGAUGCUCACCCUGCAGCAAGGAACCCAACUCACACUGCGCCUUUACGGGGUGACUUUAACUGAGAUCUCCACCCUGCCAAGUUACAACGACCAGAACUUCUUAAUAGUUACCAAGGACAACAAGUAUGUCCUGAAGAUCAUGAACUCAGAAGAAAGUAUGAAUCCCACCCGGAUGGAGGUGCAGACGCUGGCCAUGUCCUUUUUACGCCAAGAGGGAGUUCCUUCUCCGAUAGUCGUGCCCACCACCACCGGGAAGCUCAUGAGUAUGGAGGAAAUAGACUGUGGACACGGUGCUCAGACCUACUGUGUGAGGCUGAUGACAUAUCUCCCUGGAAAAACUGUGGCAGAAUCUCCAGUCACCGUGCAAGACCUUUAUCACAUCGGCAAGUUGGCUGCAGUCAUCGAUACGACAUUGAAACAACUGGUAUCUCCAAACUUAGAUGUCUUACAUGAGAAUAAGGGGAUUUGGAGUUUAUCCAACAUUCCUCUCAUACACGACUACCUGUCAGUGAUGGAUGGAGACCCCCUGCAGAUAGUGAUCAAAGCGGUCAUUGAACAGUAUAAGUUACACGUGGCACCCAGAAUUGUCUCUCUCCGUAAAGGGAUAAUACACGGAGACAUGAGCGACCAGAACAUCAUUGUCACACCUGUAGACAACGGGAGGCAUGAGGUGUCGGGCGUGCUGGACUUUUCUCAGCUCAUGAUUGAUUGCUAUGUAUUUGAAGUGGCCAUAACAAUUGCGUACAUGAUGAUGGAGAACCCCAGUCCUUUGCAUGUGGGCGGGGCGGUGUUGGCUGGCUGGGAGAGCAUCAUGGUGCUCAGCGAUGAGGAAAAGGAUUCCCUCUUCCUGCUGGUGCUCGGCCGCUUGUGCCAGUCUCUGGUGUACGGCCGGUACAAUGUCACAAAGUACCCAGACAACAAGGAAUAUCUCCUGACCACAGCCAAAAGUGGGACUCUGCUUCUCACUAAAUUGUGGGAGAUGGGCAAGAAAAACGUGGAAAGAAAAUGGUUCACAGAUGCCGCCAUAUUCAAAGAAAAAUGAAUUAGAAGUGUA
This is a messenger RNA of Pungitius pungitius (ninespine stickleback), 1503 nucleotides long. Its product is annotated as hydroxylysine kinase-like. Lineage: Eukaryota; Metazoa; Chordata; Actinopteri; Perciformes; Gasterosteidae. The record is from RefSeq and is a predicted model, not a curated record. Gene Ontology annotation, molecular function: amino acid kinase activity. Bases 418 to 1491 code for a protein of 357 amino acids. The transcript is spliced from 5 exons.